Molecule: messenger RNA, 507 nt
Organism: Thecamonas trahens ATCC 50062
Lineage: Eukaryota; Apusomonadida; Apusomonadidae
Exons: 2
Coding region: 1-507 (168 amino acids)
Source: RefSeq, a predicted model, not a curated record
AUGGCCAAUGGCAAGCCGGAGAGACAGAUCGAGCUCGCAGGUCUGCAACCGGCUCCGCCUCCGGGCCCGCCAACCCGGGCGCGGUCGAGGUCUGGGGCGAGGACGGUGGCCAAUCGCCAGACUGACGAGGUCACCGACCAACCGGUCAAACUCGGCAGGGUUCUCGACACUUCGCCAAACACCAAGAAGCGGCGCCGGCGAAAGAUCUGCCGCGGGCCGAUCAAGCAGACUUCGUUUGAGCAUACGGCGCUCGACCUUGGCGCGCUCAAUGCUCUUGCCAAACUCCCGCCGAUCGGCGGCGACGGCGGCGAAGGCGCGAGCUCCGAGCGAGCAGAGGCAGGCGACGGCGACGGGUGCCGAGCCUGCGGGAGCGCUACGGCCAACGCCAUGUUUGUGCCUUGCGAGCAUGUGCUCCUCUGCGCCACCUGCGCAGCAGCCAUCGAGCCGGCGUUUUGCGUUGCGUGCUGGACGCGGGUCGACGGACACAAGGCCACGUUUGUCACAUGA